Molecule: messenger RNA, 1119 nt
Organism: Cyphellophora attinorum
Lineage: Eukaryota; Fungi; Ascomycota; Eurotiomycetes; Chaetothyriales; Cyphellophoraceae
Product: Survival factor 1
Exons: 3
Coding region: 1-1119 (372 amino acids)
Biological process (GO): response to oxidative stress
Cellular component (GO): cytoplasm
Source: RefSeq, a predicted model, not a curated record
AUGAAUUGGUUCAAGCAGCAAUUAGCCCACGUCGCCGGGACGCAGGAGCCUGAAUACGGCCCAGAUGCGAUCCAGCCGGUAACGAAACAGACACCGCAGUACACAGAGUUGACAUCAAAUGAUCUGAAAUGGGUCAACAUGGGUGGCACCAACGUCGAGACGGCCGUCUUCUACUUCAUGACUGACGAGGGCGUCACCGGUCUGGCGCAAAUCAUAUACAGCAGUGUCGCUGGUGUACACACCACAGCGCAUUUCAACAGCAAGAUCUUUGAUCACGAUGGACCAGGAAAGCAUUUCCUGUGCUCGGACUCGCUCAACAACUACGGUUUCGACGAUGCGCAAACGGGUUUCGUAUCGGACGAGGUUGCAGUGCAAUUGAACGCCGAAGGAGACACGUUUACGAUCAAGUCUGCUGCCAACGAUGGAUGUCUAGUGAAUUUGACGGUCAAACGAGCAGCCCCAGGCUUCCAUGUCGGCAAGAACGGUACAACUUACUACGGUACUGACCCAGCAAAACCGUGGGGAAGCAUGUUCCACAGGUUCUGGCCUCGCUGCACAGCAACCGGCACAAUGAAGACCGAGAAGAAGACGUACGACUUCAAGGGCCAAGCGAUGUACAUAAAAGCCAUCCAAGGCAUGAAGCCGCAUCACGCCGCGGCCAAAUGGAACUUCAUCUGGUUCAACACUCCGACCUAUUCAGCAUCAGUGAUGGAAUUCACGACUCCAGCAUCAUAUGACCGAACGACCGUCAGCGUAGGCAGCAUUUCGAAAAAUGGAGAGCUGAUAUAUGCCGGACCUACGACUGUGAAGCAUACCAAGUCUGAGACGGACGCUGAGAUAUCAUGGCCCGAGCCAAAAGCUAUCGAAGUACAUUGGAAAGGCAAUGGAGCAUCUGGCAAGCCUGUAGAUGCGUCGUUGAUAAGCGACCUCCCACCCAAGGUGGAUCGUGUGGAUGUACUGCACCAUAUUCCAGGCUUUGUGAAGACGAUUGUUGGCGGGGUUGUUGGCACCAAGCCCUAUAUCUACCAGUACAUCUCCAAGGACGCAAUGACCCUCGACGUUGACGACAAGUCCGAAAAUGGCCAACUCUUCAUGGAAGCGACGUUCAUUUCCGAUUAG